This is a messenger RNA of Juglans regia (Persian walnut), 1648 nucleotides long. RefSeq names its product serine/threonine-protein phosphatase 2A activator. Gene Ontology annotation, biological process: mitotic spindle organization. The transcript is spliced from 4 exons. Lineage: Eukaryota; Viridiplantae; Streptophyta; Magnoliopsida; Fagales; Juglandaceae. Gene Ontology annotation, cellular component: protein phosphatase type 2A complex; cytoplasm; nucleus. Gene Ontology annotation, molecular function: protein tyrosine phosphatase activator activity; peptidyl-prolyl cis-trans isomerase activity. Bases 151 to 1308 code for a protein of 385 amino acids. The record is from RefSeq and is a predicted model, not a curated record.
ACCCCCGACAGCCUCCCAUUUCGCUAUCUAUUUCUCUCUGUCUCCAUUUCUCAUCUCUCCGCUACAUCUCUCGGGAUAUAUAAAUAUCAGAUCGCAGAAAGCUCCGAAUAAGAAACUUGAUUGCUGCUCCUGUCUUGAUACCCACACCCAAUGGAGUGCCACGACCACGAAGACUCCCCCAAAUCCGCGCAAACCCCAUUCCCACCAUCCACCGCCACUUCUACCUGCUGCAAAUGCGGCGGUCCCACCACCUUCGCACCACCGCCACCGUUCUCCGAAAUCAGCCCUCCACCGAUCUACCGCCCCAUCCGCGCUCCGGCGAUCAACCUGCCCCCAAACAACCCUUCACAGCAGGCCAUAAUCCUCGCCCCCGUUCCCCAGUCCCAAAAAGUCCCACUCGUCUCCCCUCCCUACCACUUCCAAGUCCCCAACAAAAGAAUCCAAUCCCCCAACGACAUCCGCCGCUUCCAAGAAUCUGAUUCCGGCAAGAACUUCCUCGGUUUCAUCGUCGCCCUCUCCGAGUCGAUCCGCUCCCGCAAAUUCUCAGACCCAUGCCACGUGUCCCCCGCAAUCAGCUCCAUCGUCUCCACCCUCGAAACCCUAAUUCGCUGGAUCGACGAAAUCCCUCCGCUCCAGCAAGCAUCUCGCUACGGUAACCUCUCUUACCGAGCGUGGCAUGACCGCCUCACCGAGAGCAGCGAGUCCUUGAUGCUUAAUUUUCUUCCCGAUGAUCUCAAUUCCGCCACGAUCGAGCUUGUCCCGUACUUCACCGACAGUUUUGGGAACUCGAGUCGCAUUGACUAUGGUACCGGCCACGAGACCAACUUCGCCGCUUGGUUGUACUGCAUAACUCGGUUGGGGCUUAUCAUGGAGGAGGAUUACCAAGCAGUGGUGGCUAGGGUUUUCGUGAAGUAUCUCGAAUUAAUGAGGAAGUUGCAAUUGGUUUAUUGCCUGGAGCCUGCGGGUUCGCACGGGGUUUGGGGCCUCGACGACUAUCAUUUCCUACCGUUUAUCUUCGGGUCGUCACAGCUGAUCGAUCACAAGUACAUGAAGCCCAAGUCGAUUCAUAAUCAGGACAUACUGGAUAAUUUUUCGAAUGAGUAUCUUUACCUUGCGUGCAUUGCGUUUGUUAAGAAGGUGAAGAAGGGUUUGUUCGCGGAGCACUCGCCGUUGUUGGAUGAUAUAAGCGGAGUGCCUACUUGGAAAAAGGUCAAUAGCGGGUUACUGAAGAUGUAUAAGGUGGAGGUCUUGGAGAAGGUCCCUAUCAUGCAGCAUUUUCUAUUUGGAUCACUUAUCAAAUGGGAGUAGCGAGUUGUUAGGCAAGUUGCUCUGGAACCAAGAAAGUUGUUAACUUGAUAUACUUUUGGGGAUAAGCCAUCCUGCAAUAGCCAAUUCUAUAGAUGUGUAGAGCAUACAAGUUUUACAGAAUCCAACUUAUAAAGAAUGUGCAGGAUCUCUCUCGGUCAGAUCACUUGAAGUUGCUACUUGCUGAAAUCAUUUUGUAAUUCAUAUGUUGUAGUUUUAUAUUUUGUAAUGUAAUGUAACGUGGAAAUAACAAAAUAGUGUAAUAUGUAGUGGAUUGCAUGUAUUUUAAUUUUUAAUUUUUAUAUAUUUUUAUUAUUAUGAAAAAUGUUAGUAUUAUGCUUUU